CGAACUAAAUGCUCGGAAAACUAGAAACUGCAUUGUCUCGAAGAAACGAAAUUUUUUUUAUUAUAUCAUAAGGAAACUUGCAAAAGCAGUUCACAGAAGAAGCCAUGACAGUCCAGGACAAGAAAGACAAGCACUUUAGGGAAUAAAUAUGACAAGUUUAUAAAAGGAGCUGUUAAUGCUAGUACAUCCCGUCCUCGGCUAUCUUUACCUGUAGUUUUCUGACAGACGCACGCGCAUUAGAAGGCCCCGACAGCACCUGCCAGGAGAGUGUUUCAUUGAGAAACGGACGCAGCGUACACAGAACAAAGCUUACCCACCGUACGUACCCACCAGUGCUUGUACACCAGGCCCAAUGGGAAGAUUGUUACUACCGUUGCUGUUGAUGGCCAUGGCACUGACAUUAACCAGAGCCCAGCAGUUUACUUUUGACCUCUCCCCAUCGGUCAGGCAGCAACGCCAGCCACCAGCAGUUCUUGACCUUUGGGCUCCUACAACCAUCAGAGAGCGGAAAACGUCGAAUGCCAAAUUCUUCGUCAGAGAACGACGCGGAUCUCGACAAUACGAUGUUCCCCAGAUUGAGUGCCCGCCCGCCGAAGACGGUACUGAAAGGUUUGCCUGCCCUACCCCAGACAGAAUGAGCCGGUACCGAUGCAUAGAUGAUCACGAGUUGUGUGAUGGUUUCAUUGACUGUCCUCAAGGUGAGGACGAAGAUAGACAGGCCUGUAUGUUUUAUAAAACGGUCGCGCUGCUGUUCCUUGUGGCUUGUUCCAUCCCAUCUGCUCGAGCAGAAUCAUACGGAGUCCCACUUCCGGUUCCUGCAUAUCAGCCACCUCAACUGUACAAGCCAAGAGCUGUUAUCGGACCUGACGUAUACGAGGAGUCUCCAAAGCCUUACAACUUUGGCUACCAGAUUCAAGACGAGGCUGGCAACACUCAAGAACGGGAAGAAUCAGGAGACGAGGCCGGCAAUGUCCAAGGGAGCUACGGUUACACCGAUGGUUUGGGGCUCUAUCGUAAGGUACAAUACGUGGCUGACACUGAGGGUUUCCGGGCAACAAUCGAAUCCAAUGAGCCCGGUCUUACUAACGCUAAUCCAGCUAACGUCGAGAUUACUGCCCAAGAACCUCCAGCUCACAUUCAGGACGCUUAUUCUGCUCCAAUCAAAGCCGUUGGAUUCAAAGGGCCCGCUGACCGCAGUUACAGCGUGCCUCGUCGUUUCUUAAAUCCUCGACCUGUAGCCCCGUCCCACAUAACCUUGCCCCACCCUGGAGCCUCUCCUCUCAGAUCAAUCAGUCCAACUAGACUCGCCGUGCUGCCUCACGGAACGGUGGGUUCUAACCGAGUUGGCGUUUCGCCUUUUACAGUGACCAGCUUUAAAGGCCCUUCAAUCUCCAGUCCUCGUUUUCCAAGUGUGACCUCACGCGACUCAGAAAACUAUUGAUACGCUGGAUGAAUUAUGGUGAAAACACGCCGUACCGAAUGUAUUAUACAGUUUAACGACACAGUUCACAUGUUGAAACUGACAGAAAUGUAUUGUCAAUGGCUUUUUUUUCUGCGUUGUACUAUUUUGCUUUCCAUACAUGGAGAUUCAUAUAUAUAUAUAUAACUGCGUUUAAAGGCUUCAAUUUAAUUAAAAAAAUAUAUAAGC
This is a messenger RNA of Limulus polyphemus (Atlantic horseshoe crab), 1648 nucleotides long. RefSeq lists its product as uncharacterized. Lineage: Eukaryota; Metazoa; Arthropoda; Merostomata; Xiphosura; Limulidae. Gene Ontology annotation, biological process: positive regulation of MAPK cascade. Gene Ontology annotation, cellular component: terminal bouton. The record is from RefSeq and is a predicted model, not a curated record. Gene Ontology annotation, molecular function: protein binding; transmembrane receptor protein tyrosine kinase activator activity. The coding region runs from base 353 to 1441 and encodes 362 amino acids. The transcript has 4 exons.